CUUUUGUCCCUCCGCCGCGGGAGCAACCGGCGGGGACUCCUUUCUCUCUCGGGUUUCUCCGCCUCCCCCCGCGAGUCCCGUGAAAGCAACAGAGGUGACGGGGAGGCGAGUCGGCGGUGUCCUUCCGCCCGGCGAGGGCACUCCUUUCCGUGUCUCCCCACCGAGCCGGCGGCGUCCGGGCGGCGCACCGGGGCGGCGACGCGGCUGCGGCGCGGGCGGCGAGGCUGCGGGGCGAUGAGGUGAGGCUGCCGGGGACGGGAGGUGGCAGCCGGCGCCGGCCCCGGGACGCGGGCCUCGGAGCGGGCGGCGGCCUCUGGGACCCCGCGGCCGCGCGCGAGGCGAGGAGAGAACAUUGAACUUAUUCUCUGAGCUAUUUGAAGAGAGUGACUAAAUGCACCUGGGUCAGGCUGGCUGUGGGCAUGAAGUGGUUGGGAGAAUCCAAGAACAUGGUGGUGAAUGGCCGGAGACAUGGAGGCAGGUUGUCUAAUGAGCAUCAGCAGAACCAGCCGAAAGUGCCGCACCCGGGGAAGGACUCUGUGAAGGCCGGCAGACACGCAGGGGAGAGGAGGUCCAGCAGAUGUAAUGGUAACUCAGGAUUCGAAGGACAGAGUCGAUAUGUACCAUCUUCUGGAAUGUCCGCUAAGGAACUCUGUGAAAAUGAUGACCUAGCAACCAGUUUGGUUCUUGAUCCCUAUUUAGGUUUUCAGACACACAAAAUGAAUACUAGCAGCGCCUUUCCUUCGAGGAGCUCAAGGCACUUUUCAAAGUCUGACAGUUUUCCUCACAACAGCCCUGUGAGAUUCCGGCCUAUUAAAGGAAGGCAAGAAGAGCUGAAGGAAGUCAUUGAGCGUUUUAAGAAGGAUGAGCACUUGGAGAAAGCCUUCAAAUGUUUGACUUCCGGCGAAUGGGCGCGACACUAUUUCCUCAACAAGAACAAAAUGCAGGAGAAGCUAUUCAAGGAACACGUGUUCAUUUACUUGAGAAUGUUUGCAACUGAUAGUGGAUUUGAAAUACUGCCUUGUAAUAGAUACUCAUCAGAACAAAAUGGAGCCAAAAUAGUUGCAACGAAAGAGUGGAAACGAAAUGACAAAAUAGAAUUACUGGUGGGUUGUAUUGCCGAACUUUCAGAAAUUGAGGAGAACAUGCUGCUUAGACACGGAGAGAACGACUUCAGUGUCAUGUAUUCCACCAGGAAAAACUGUGCUCAGCUCUGGCUCGGCCCGGCCGCGUUUAUAAACCACGAUUGCAGACCUAACUGUAAGUUCGUGUCCACUGGUCGAGAUACAGCGUGUGUGAAGGCUCUGCGAGAUAUUGAACCCGGAGAAGAAAUCUCUUGUUAUUAUGGAGAUGGGUUUUUUGGAGAAAAUAAUGAGUUCUGCGAGUGUUACACGUGCGAAAGACGAGGAACUGGUGCUUUCAAAUCCAGAGUGGGACUGCCUGCGCCUGCUCCUGUUAUCAAUAGCAAAUAUGGACUCAGAGAAACAGAUAAACGUUUAAAUAGGCUUAAAAAGUUAGGUGACAGCAGCAAAAACUCAGACAGCCAAUCGGUCAGCUCUAACACUGAUGCAGAUACCACUCAGGAAAAACACAAUGCAACUUCUAGCCGAAAAUCUUCAGUUGGUGUGAAAAAGACCAGCAAGAGCAGAACAUUAACAAGGCAAUCUAUGACAAGAAUUCCAGCUUCUUCCAACUCUACCUCAUCUAAGCUAACUCAUCUAAACAAUUCCAGGGUACCAAAGAAACUGAAAAAGCCUGCAAAGCCUUUACUUUCGAAGGUAAAAUUAAGAAACCAUUGCAAGCGGCCGGAGCAGAAGAGUGCUUCAGGAAAGCUCGAGAUGGGAAACUUAGUCCUUAAAGAGCCAAAAGUGGUUCUGUAUAAGAAUCUGCCCCUUAAAGACCAGGAGUCGGAGGGACCAGUGCCAGCCACUGCGGCCAGUGGGUGCUUAACCAGACACGCGGCCAGGGAGCACAGGCAGAAUUCGGGGCGAGGGACCCCCUCGCCAGGGGAGGGCGCCCCCAGCGCCUACCCCACCAGGCGGUCUGCACGGACGAGAAUGGUUCUGAAGGAGCCCUCUGACAUCAAGCUUGAACCAAAUACUCCGGACGGCUACGGCUACGAAAGCAGCGUGACUGAGCCGGGCCCGGAGGGCGAGCACCCGCCGCCUGCGGCACCGGAGGAGGAGGAGGAGGAGGGAGAGCUGGCGGGUGACGCCGCGCUCGGCGGGGAGGCGAGGUGUCCGCGGGGCGACGGCAGCGUUGGGAAAAAGAAGUCACGGCUCGUGAGGCAGUCGGCGAAGGCGGGGGAGUCCACUCCGGAGCACAGUCCCCCCGGGAAGGCCGGGCCGGGGCCCGGUGUGCCGGCGUCCCUCCCGGACCAGGGCGAGCACAGCGGCUCCGAGGGGCCGCCCGGCAGCUACACGGCCUGGGCCGCUUCGCCCGUGGCCGGCCCGGCGGUGACGGCGGACAGCUUCAAAGCAAAGGACGGCUUCAGGGCUGCGAAGAGCAAGAAGAAGAGGCGCAUCACGCGGUAUGACGCGCAGCUCAUCCUGGAGAACAGCUCCGGGAUCCCCAAGCUGACGCUGCGCCGGAGGCACGACAGCAGCAGCAGGACCAGCAACCCCGAGGGCGACGGGGCGAACUCCUCCAAGAUCAGCAUCAAGCUGAGCAAAGACCACGAGAACGACAGUAAUCUCUACGUAGCAAAGCUCAAUAACGGGUUUAACUCAGGGCCGGGCAGCAGCGCCACCAAGUUAAAGAUCCAGCUCAAGCGGGACGAGGAGGGCCGGGGGCCGUGCGCCGAGGGGCGGCACGAGAACGGGGUGUGCUGCGGGGACCCGCUGUCCCUGCUGGAGUCGCAGAUGGAGGUGGGCGACUACAGUCCGUACGAGGAAGACAGCACGGACGCCUCCUCUUCCUCCGAGGGCGACGACGACGAGGACGACGACGACGACGACUUCGAAGACGAUUUCAUUCCCCUCCCGCCCGCCAAGCGGCUGCGGCUCAUCGUCGGAAAGGACGCCAUCGAUAUUGACAUUUCUUCCCGGAGGAGAGAGGAUCAGUCCUUGAGGCUUAACGCGUAGGCUCUGGCGUAAACUACUUAAAAAUAAAAGAUUCCAGUCUAUUAUUCCUCCACUAAAACCUGUUAGCGGCAGCACUUCUCUCGUUUCUCACUUCCCGGCAUAACGCGUAGAAAGUGUACAGCGUACCGACUGGCUGAGGUCUGGUUUGCGCGCAUUUUUAUUGUACUUUUUGAAUAGCCUCCUUACGUGCAAUUCCGAGUCAGAGGGAAGCCCUGUUGGCAAGGGAAGGCUCAGCAAACUGCAGUGGGAGCAGCUUUCCGCGCUGAAAACAGCGAUGCGGCCGCACAGUUUUAACUGUAAGAGCAUCAGCUGGCUCUUUAAUGUGUGACUGAACAGCAACUCACACCAACCCUAGUAGCGGCAUAUUAAGGUUUUCUAGUCCAUGCUAAUAUCACCAGCAAUGACCUUUGGCUUUUUGGUUUAUUUGCUAGACGUCCCCUUGGAGUUGAUCAGUUCCACACUGUUUGCUGGCCAGGCGUACUGUGUGUGGCCUUGGUUAACUAGCAGACCAUCAGGAGUCAAAUUGGUUUUUGUUUUUUUUUUAAGUACAAUCCCAUGCGUGACAGCCAACUUUUCAGUACAUUAUAUGUACGAGGGUAGCAGUUGCAGGAUGAGUUUCGAUACAGCGUAUUUAUUGCUUGUCAUGUAAAUUAAAGACCUUGUAUUUAACACUUUUCAAUACUUUUAGAUAAAAUUGUUCUUUGCAAGAAUGAUUGGUGCUUAUUUUUUCAAAAAUUUGCUGUGAACAAUGUGAUGACAACAAGCAACAUUUAAUGAACUACAGCUAUCUUCAUUUGGGUCUUCAAGUUUUCUGUUGCACUUGUAAAAUGCUACAAGGAAUAUUAAAAAACUCUAUUCACUUUAACUUAUAAUAGUUUAUGAAAUAAAAACAUGAGUCACAGCUUUUGUUCUGUGGUAACCUAUAAAAAUGUUUGUCUUUAAAAGUCAAUGUAAAGAACUGAAAACGAUGUAUAUGUUGUAAAUAUUUGUGUGUUGUGAGAAAUUUUUGUCAUAAGAAAUUAAAAGAACUUACCAGGAAGGUUUUUAAGUUUAGAAAUAUCCAUGCCAAUAAAAUAGGAAAUUAUAAAUACAUAGUUUUAAGCACUGCAUCAGUGGGAGUUCUUGACUUAUGUUAGUUUAUGUAUGAAAAUAUCGAAGAGUUUUUGACUAUAUUAUCAGUUAGACGGAAAGAAGAGUCAGAUUUAAUUUGUUUUUGAAGCACUUUGAAAAGAUAAAUUAAUUUUAAGUAAGUUAAUGAACGAAAUUUUACUACUUUAUGUUCAGUACCAGUCUUUCCUUUUCCUGGGUGGUUUUCCUUGGACAGACACUGGGGGAUGUGAGCCUGCAGCGGGCAGAGCCAGUGGGUCUGCUCCUGGUGCUCUCUGACACACAGCGCUCCUGGGUACCCCGUCCGGGACCCGUAGUGUCUGGAAAGGGAGCCCCGUUUUAAAUGUUGAAGGAAUCUGCAGGUGAUGGAACCCUUGGAGAAACCUCUGUGCUCACUGUCAUUCCUAAUUAUUCCCCCAGUUCCCAGCUGCUGGGACACUCAGUUCCUUAACACUAUCGCAGUAGGUUCCAGGUAAAAAUUAACAACCUCCAUAAGAGUUUGUUUUAAUGUAGCCGUUUGUUCUCCUUCCUUCCUUCAAGGCAUUACUUCUGCAGUCUGCUGUCGCCCCCGCAUGUUCAGAUGCAGUCCACCCUCAGGUAGCGAUGGGCAGCGCGUGGCACGCUCCCUGCCUCUGUGCUCAGCUGGAGCGCCCCCGGCCAGCAGGCGGCCCAGGCCUGUCCGGAGUCCUCGGAGCACGGGGUCCGUGAGACGGGCACUGGGCCACCAGGGCAGGGCAGAGGGCCCCCGCAUCCCCGCCUUCAAUCAAACAGUAACUUAAACGUCUUGAACUGUUUCUUGGAAUACCAACAAUAGCCGUUACAGGAAUCCCAGUCUUAAAUAUCGUAUUUCCCACUUUUCUCCAUUGUUAAGCUUCUUUUCAGUAACUUAUUUAUGAUGUUAGUUUUUACUGUAGUGCAGCCUCGUCCUGUGAGGCUGGCCUUCCCGUGUCUGAGCAUGACACCGGCAGCCUCACUGUCCCAGAGUCUGUGCCCCAGCCUGGCCACCGCCGGCGCCUUCCGAGGAGCUGACUGUCCGUUGUGUCGUCCUGGCUCUGCCCUCUGGUGAUCUCUUGUAAGAGGUCAAUGAAACUUCAUUCAGUAAAACUCUUAGCUUGAGCUUAUGCAAUGAUUGGUAAAGACUUUUGCAUUGUAAGAAUUAGGAAGUGAUCAUAGAAAUACAUGUAUUCAAUUUUCAAUCAUUUUUCAAACUACUGUUUUAAAUUGUUUUUGCUGAGUUGUAAUACUUUUGAGAUACAAUGUAUUCCUUGUACUGAAAGAAUGAAAAAAAGGACUUUUUCAGCAUUUGAGGUAAGUUCUUUAAUGUUUCAUUAAAAACAUUUUUUACAAAUAUUUUGUACAUGCACUUGCAGUAUUGAGGUUAAUCAUUUUAAUAAAUUCGGAAAUUAAAACA
Pipistrellus kuhlii (Kuhl's pipistrelle) is the source of this 5598-nucleotide messenger RNA. RefSeq names its product lysine methyltransferase 5B (gene KMT5B). Gene Ontology annotation, molecular function: protein binding; histone H4K20 methyltransferase activity. The transcript is spliced from 11 exons. The record is from RefSeq and is a predicted model, not a curated record. NCBI's taxonomy places the organism in Eukaryota, Metazoa, Chordata, Mammalia, Chiroptera, Vespertilionidae. The coding region runs from base 420 to 3080 and encodes 886 amino acids. Gene Ontology annotation, cellular component: nucleus.